AUGAUCUGUUUAGUUUUUCUGCUGGUAGCAGCUGUAGCUGCCAGCGAGAAGAAAUCUACAGAACAAAAGGCUGAAGGCCUCGAGAAAAAGUUGGAUAAACGUGGUCUUUUGAACUUGGGAUAUGGAUACGGUAUUAGCGGUCUAGACGUCGGCUACAUCGGUAGUGGCCACGGAUUGGGCGGUGUAUACAACUAUGAUGAAGGAUCUUAUGCCCAUUCUGGAUACGGCAUCGACCUUGGUGGCCGCACCGACGUCACUAGGACUAUAACUCUCGUCAAGGGAGUCCCAGUCGCUGUACCAGUUGACAGACCAGUGCCCUACCCUGUUGAGAAGCACGUCCCCUACCCCGUCAAGGUCCCCGUUCCCCAACCCUACGAGGUCGUCAAACAUGUGCCCGUUCACGUUAAGGAAUACGUUAAGGUUCCCGUACACGUACCUGCACCAUACCCGGUAGAAAAGAAGGUGCCCUACCCAGUCCAUGUGCCCGUUGACAGGCCUUACCCCGUCAAAGUACUUGUGCCCCAACCCUACCCAGUUGAGAAACACGUCCCUUACCCCGUAAAGGUGCCAGUUCCUCAACCCUACCCCGUUGAGAAGCACGUGCCUUACCCCGUCGAAGUUAAGGUACACGUACCCCAGCCCUACCCAGUUAUUAAACAUGUCGGUGUACCCGUAAAAGUUCCCGUUGACAGGCCUUACCCCGUGCAUGUGCCAGCUCCUUACCCCGUUGAAAAGCCAGUGCCAGUCGCUGUUCCAGUUGAGAAGCCCGUAGCUUACCCCGUGCACGUUCCUGUGGACAGGCCUUACCCCGUACACGUAGACAGACCUUACCCCGUACCUGUCAAGGUGUCCGUGCCUGAGCCCUAUCCAGUAUACAAACAUGUCCCUGUUGAGGUAGAAAGGCCAGUGCCCGUACCAGUGAAAGUGCCCGUCGACAGGCCUUACCCCGUACACAUUGAGAAGCACGUGCCAGUAGCCGUUGAGAAGCCCUACCCAGUGCCCGUCAAGGUGCCAGUACUGGUCAAUGAACAUGAUUACGGCAGCAGCUACGGCUACGGAGGCUCUUACUACGAACAU
Molecule: messenger RNA, 1077 nt
Organism: Brenthis ino (lesser marbled fritillary)
Lineage: Eukaryota; Metazoa; Arthropoda; Insecta; Lepidoptera; Nymphalidae
Source: the annotation of a GenBank genome assembly